CAGUAUGUAAAGAACAAGUUUAUAUAUUUAUGUUGUUGUUUUUGAUGCGUUUUGACUUUUGAAAUGUUUGUAAGGCUGGAUCUCUGCCGACGAUUGCUGGCUGUAACUCGUCGAACGACGAGAAAGAUCUGUAGUAGGACUUACACGCCUGAAUCAGUUUCGGUUACUGUUGGUGAAGAUGAGCAACUACGACCUCUGUAUCUGGAUGCUCAGGCAACCACACCAAUGGACCCACGUGUGUUGGAUGCAAUGAUGCCAUUCUUUGUGUCAUAUUAUGGCAACCCUCACUCCAGAACUCAUGCUUAUGGCUGGGAGAGUGAAGAGGCAACAGAAGCCGCCAGACAGCAAGUUGCUAAUCUUGUUGGGGCAAAUGCUAAAGAGAUUGUUUUCACAAGUGGUGCAACAGAGUCCAACAAUUUGGCUGUAAAGGGUGUUGCUCACUUCUACAAAAACAGAAAGAAACAUGUUAUUACAACCCAAACUGAGCAUAAAUGUGUACUAGACUCCUGCCGUUCAUUGGAGGCUGAAGGUUUUGAGGUGACAUAUUUGCCUGUCAAGACAAAUGGAAUUAUCGACAUGAAACAACUGGAAUCUGUCAUUCGUGCGGACACCUCGCUUGUCUCCAUCAUGGCAGUUAACAAUGAGAUUGGAGUCUGUCAGCCUGUCCAUGACAUUGGUGCAUUAUGCAAAGAAAAGAAAGUGUUUUUUCACACAGACGCAGCUCAGGCUGUGGGAAAAAUCCCGGUUGAUGUGAAUGAGAUGAAUAUUGAUCUGAUGUCAAUAAGUGGUCACAAACUCUAUGGUCCCAAAGGUGUUGGUGCGUUGUACGUUCGUCGGCGACCCCGCGUUCGUCUUGAGCCCGUGUUCAGCGGUGGCGGACAGGAAAGGGGCAUGCGCAGUGGAACGGUUCCUCAUGUGCUCGUCAUUGGUCUGGGAGCCGCGUGUGAAGUCAGUCAGCAAGAAAUGGAGUACGACCACGAACACGUGACGAGGUUGUCCAAUCGGCUUGUUGAUGGUAUAAUGUCGCAAUUACCGGAUGUCGUGAGAAACGGCGAUGAAGUCCGCACCUACCCUGGCUGUGUGAAUUUGUCCUUUUCUUAUGUUGAGGGGGAGAGUUUACUGAUGGCACUCAAGGAUGUCGCCCUUUCGUCUGGGAGUGCUUGUACAUCCGCGUCACUGGAGCCUUCCUACGUCUUGCGCGCUAUUGGGACUGAGGAUGAUCUGGCUCAUUCCUCGAUUAGAUUUGGCAUCGGUAGAUUUACCACAGAACAAGAGAUCGACUACACAGUUGAAAAAGUUGUCAGUCAUGUGAAACGAUUAAGAGAAAUGAGUCCGCUUUGGGAAAUGGUGCAGGACGGCAUUGAUUUAAAGACCAUCAAAUGGACGCAGCAUUGAAGUAUUAAUAUUGUAUUACACGUUCUACUUUGGAAUGAGCGACUUGUUUCUCCAUAUUCUAAGACGUGAACGAUUAGCGAUCACGAGCAACGUAGUAAUUUGGGCCUUAGGAGCUGACGUUGUGGGGAAAAUAUAUAAUUAUGAGACAAUAGCGAGGUUGGGAAAUACUGAACAUAUACACAUAGAAAUUCGGCAAGCGUUCUUUUGAGGAUGAAGAACUUCUGUUUAUAGGGAAUUGAAGACUCGUUUUACGGAUAUUUAGACUAUAAUAUGCUUCUUGUUGAAUUAUAUUUUAAAAGUUAAAACUGUUCAAAAAGACGCGUUAGGGACAACUUAAUUGUAUGUAUAAGAACUUCUAUGUAUUUCUAAUUUAGUUGAAUCGUAAGUUACAUGUAUGUUUGAAUGCGUGUCUCCGUGAAAUGCAGUAAUAAUCCAGCGACUGUUUUGGAGAGCCAAUGUUUGAUAUCACGCAACGAUUGAAUUUGCAUUCAUUUGUUGAUAUUGCCUCAUCUCCCUUGCCAUAGCCUUCAGGUGUGAACAAUUUAAUUUUUUAAACUCAGCAAAUUCAUGAAUUAGUAAUGAGGUUUCAAAGUAAUCUCUUAACAGUUUUGUCUUCAACGUUUU
Messenger RNA from Dendronephthya gigantea, 2019 nucleotides. RefSeq names its product cysteine desulfurase, mitochondrial-like. Gene Ontology annotation, molecular function: cysteine desulfurase activity; pyridoxal phosphate binding. Gene Ontology annotation, biological process: [2Fe-2S] cluster assembly. NCBI's taxonomy places the organism in Eukaryota, Metazoa, Cnidaria, Anthozoa, Malacalcyonacea, Nephtheidae. Bases 64 to 1395 code for a protein of 443 amino acids. The transcript has 14 exons. The record is from RefSeq and is a predicted model, not a curated record. Gene Ontology annotation, cellular component: nucleus; mitochondrion; cytosol.